AUGUCUGCUUUUGCUCCAGCUACAGGCCAGCGCCUUCAUGGCAAGACGAUUCUCAUCACUGGGGCCUCGUCGGGCAUUGGCCGCAGCACCGCCCUCGAAUUUGCCCGGACAUGCCCACAAGGAUUAAGAUUGAUACUCACCGCGCGGAGGACCGAGAAGCUGAACGACCUAGCCCAGGACAUCUUCCGGGAGACGGGAGGCAAUGUGCAGGUCCUUGCUAGAGACCUCGACGUCAGCAACCCUGACCAAGUCCUCAAUUUCAUAAACACGUUACCGGAGGAGUGGCGGGACAUUGACAUUCUCGUCAAUAACGCUGGUCUAGCCUCUGGUGUUGCAAGAGCCCCCAGCAUCCCGCAAGAUGACAUUGCCGUCAUGUUCUCGACAAAUGUCGUGGGCUUGAUCAACAUGACACAAGCUGUCUUGCCCAUCUUCUUGAACAAACCUAAUGGUGGCCGUGGAGACAUAAUCAACAUUGGCAGUGUGGCCGGCAGAGACGCAUACCCUGGGGGUGGCGUAUACUGUGCCAGCAAAGCAGCCGUCCGAUUCUUUAGUGACAGUCUGCGCAAAGAACUGGUGUCGACGCGCGUGAGAGUCAUUGAGAUUGACCCUGGCCAGGUGAAAACGGAGUUUUCUGUUGUACGAUUCGACGGCGACAAAGAAAAGGCCGAUGCAGUGUAUCACGGUGUAGACCCAUUGACGCCAGAAGAUGUGGCCGAGGUUAUUGUGUUUGCAGCAACAAGACGGGAAAAUGUUGUUUUGGCAGACGUUUCCAUCUUUCCCAGUCACCAAGCGAGCGCACUGGUGAUGCACAGAAAGCCGUGA
Molecule: messenger RNA, 822 nt
Organism: Pestalotiopsis fici W106-1
Lineage: Eukaryota; Fungi; Ascomycota; Sordariomycetes; Amphisphaeriales; Sporocadaceae
Product: oxidoreductase
Exons: 4
Coding region: 1-822 (273 amino acids)
Cellular component (GO): cytosol
Molecular function (GO): oxidoreductase activity
Source: RefSeq, a predicted model, not a curated record